CAGAAUGAUCUUACCCAAAACAGGAAGUUGACUGUUGCUCGGUAGCCGGCUUGAUUGUUGUGUUAGGGGAUGUCUUUUUGUUUUUUUUUGUUUUGUUUUGUUUUGUUUGAGCGAGAUGUUUUAACACAAUAAACGUAUGUGUCAGUCGCUUCAAGAGUUUUAAAAAGAAUUAAAAAAGUGUCCGUGUGUGCACCUCUUGGUAUGCAUCUGUGAGGACCUUAAGACCCGAUUCCGUAAUGGAAGCGAAUAAUGACGUCGCCCUGGACAUCAUCAUCACCAACGUGGUCUCGGUUUUUAGGACGAGGUGUCAUCUAAACCUCCGUACCAUCGCACUCGAAGGGUCCAAUGUCAUAUACAAACCAGAAGUCGGGAAAGUUCUGAUGAAACUAAGGAAGCCCAGAAUUACUGCUUCAAUAUGGUCCUCGGGAAAAAUAAUCUGUACCGGUGCUACUAGCGAAGAAGAAGCAAAACUCGGUGCCCGCCGAUUAGCCCGUUGUCUGCAAAAACUAGGAUUUAAGGUGAAAUUCACAGCCUUCAAGGUGGUGAACGUGCUAGCUGUGUGCACCAUGCCCUUCCAGAUCCACCUGAUCAAGUUCACCAAGAACAACAGACCCAUUGCCAGUUAUGAGCCAGAGCUACACCCUGCUGCAUCUUACAGGAUAAAAAACCUGAAGGCUACGGUACAAGUCUUCUCUACCGGUAGCAUCACAGUAACAGGUCCAAACGUCCGACAUGUUGCCAUGGCGGUUGAACAGAUUUACCCGCUGUUGUUCGAGUGCAAAUCGACUCCGAGAUAAAAGAGAGCCACUGCCAUUUUUAACAUGACAGCGACCUUCAAGUGGAUAUAUAUUUUAUAGGCUUUUACAUUGUUAGGUUGUGACAGAGGCAAUGCACAUGUGUGGAUGGUCAGGUGAUGUGCCGAGUGGAAGCUGAUAGGUCACCGUUCUGCGGUCCUCACUGCUAGUUCAUGUAUGAUGUGCUUUUAAGUGCAGGCAUGUGGAUUUUGAUUUGUGAUGUCACUAUGUUUUAAUGCAUGAACACCAAAGAUGACCGUAAGACAGUAUUUCACCAGGUCGAAGCAUAAUCUGUUCAGAUAACUUAAAAUCCACACACUUGCAAACACCACAUACGACAGUCAAAAUUACUCCAGUAUGCUGUAUCUGUGGAAGUUGGAACAACCUGCAAGUGAGAUUUGUGUGUUUGGUGAGUGAUGUUCUAGAAUCCACUUGACUGUUUCACAUUGGAGGCAAUGAUUUUCCAGGUGUAUAUGUAAUAUGUUUACUUUUGUAUUUUGUACAAUAAAAAAAACAUUGAAACAA
This is a messenger RNA of Brienomyrus brachyistius, 1319 nucleotides long. RefSeq names its product TBP-like 1 (gene tbpl1). NCBI's taxonomy places the organism in Eukaryota, Metazoa, Chordata, Actinopteri, Osteoglossiformes, Mormyridae. Gene Ontology annotation, biological process: DNA-templated transcription initiation. The transcript has 7 exons. Bases 237 to 797 code for a protein of 186 amino acids. The record is from RefSeq and is a predicted model, not a curated record. Gene Ontology annotation, molecular function: general transcription initiation factor activity; DNA binding.